Molecule: messenger RNA, 4828 nt
Organism: Condylura cristata (star-nosed mole)
Lineage: Eukaryota; Metazoa; Chordata; Mammalia; Eulipotyphla; Talpidae
Gene: ABCC2
Product: ATP-binding cassette, sub-family C (CFTR/MRP), member 2
Exons: 32
Coding region: 1-4635 (1544 amino acids)
Biological process (GO): transmembrane transport
Cellular component (GO): apical plasma membrane
Molecular function (GO): ATP hydrolysis activity; ABC-type transporter activity; ATP binding
Source: RefSeq, a predicted model, not a curated record
AUGCUGGAUACAUUCUGCAACUCUACUUUUUGGAAUUCCUCAUUCCUGAAUAGUCCGGAGGCAGACCUGCCACUGUGUUUUGAGCAAACUGUUCUGGUGUGGAUCCCCCUGGGCUUCCUUUGGCUUCUCGCCCCUUGGCAGCUUCUCCAUGUGUAUAAAUCCAGGACCAAGAGAUCUUCUAUAACCAAACUCUACCUUGCUAAACAGGUGCUUGUUGGGUUUCUUCUCAUUCUGGCUGCCAUUGAGCUGGCCCUUGUGCUCACAGAAGACUCUGGACCAGCCUCAGCCCCUGCCAUUAGAUACACCAAUCCAAGCCUGUACCUGGGCACAUGGCUCCUGGUCUUGGUGAUCCAACAUAGCCGGCGAUGGUGUGUGCAGAAGGACUCUUGGUUCCUGUCCCUGUUCUGGAUUCUCUCCAUACUCUGUGGCACUUUCCAGUUUCAGACUCUGAUUCGGAUGCUCUUAAAGGACAGCAACUCGAAUCUGGUCUACUCCUGCCUCUACUUCGCCUGCUAUGGACUCCAGCUCCUGGUCCUGAUCCUUUCAGCAUUUUCAGAAAAAGACAAUUCAUCAAAUGAUCUGGCAUCCACAGCUUCGUUUCUGAGCACCAUCACCUUCAGCUGGUAUGACAGCACCAUUCUGAAAGGCUACAAGCAUCCUUUAACACUGGAAGAUGUCGGGGAGGUUGACAAAGACAUUAAAGCCAAGACACUGUUCAGCAAGUUUGAACCACACAUGGCGAGAGAGCUGCAGAAGGCCCGGAAGGCGCUCCAGGGUCGGCAGCAAAAGAAGGCCCAGCAGGACUCUGGAGCCAGGCUGCAUGGCUUGAACAAGAACCAGAGCCAAAGCCAAGAUGUCCUUGUCCUGGAAGAAACUAAAAAGAAAAAGAAGAAUUCUGAGACCACCAAAGACUAUCCCAAGUCCUGGCUGGUCAAGGCCCUCUUCAAAACCUUCUACGUCACCCUCCUGAAAUCGUUUCUGCUGAAGCUCGUGCACGAUAUCUUCAUGUUUCUGAAUCCUCAGCUGCUGAAAUUGCUGAUCUCCUUCGCAAAUGACCAUGACACCUACCUGUGGACGGGAUACCUCUAUUCAAUCCUCUUCUUCGCCGUGGCCCUCAUCCAGUCUCUCUGCCUUCAGAGCUACUUUCAGCUGUGCUUCAUGCUUGGUGCCAAUGUUCGGACCACCAUCCUGGCUUCUCUGUAUAAGAAGGCGCUGACCCUCUCCAACCAGGCCAGGAAGCAGUACACCAUUGGAGAAACAGUGAACCUCAUGUCUGUGGAUGCCCAGAAGCUCAUGGAUGUGACCAGCUUCCUCCACUUAAUAUGGUCAAAUGUUCUACAAAUCACCUUGUCCAUCUACUUCCUGUGGACAGAGUUGGGGCCCUCAGUGUUAGCCGGAGUUGGGAUUAUGGUCCUCCUAAUCCCCAUUAAUGGAAUACUUGUCACCAAGAACAGGGCUACUCAGGUAAAUAAUAUGAAGAAUAAAGACAAACGCUUAAAGAUCAUGAAUGAGAUUCUCAGUGGAAUUAAGAUCCUGAAAUAUUUUGCCUGGGAACCAUCAUUCAAAACCCAAGUCCACGACAUCCGGAAGAAAGAGCUCAAGAACCUGCUGAGUUUUGGGCAGAUACAAUCUGUGAUCAUGUUUCUCUUAUACUUAACUCCUGUUCUGGUGUCUGUGAUCACGUUCUCAGUUUAUGUCCUGGUGGAUAGCAAUAAUGUCUUGGAUGCAGAGAAAGCCUUCACUUCCAUCACCCUCUUCAAUAUCCUGCGCUUCCCCCUAAGCAUGCUCCCCAUGGUAAUCUCGUCCUUGCUCCAGGCCAGCGUUUCCACAGAACGCUUAGAGAAGUACUUGGGAGGGGAUGAUCUGGACACAUCUGCCAUUCGACAUGAUCUCCAUUCUGACAAAGCUGUGCAGUUUUCCGAAGCCUCCUUUUCCUGGGAUCUGGAUUCAGAAGCUACAAUUCGAGACGUGACCCUGGAUGUUAUGCCAGGUCAGCUGGUGGCUGUAAUGGGCACUGUGGGCUCUGGGAAAUCCUCCUUGAUGGCAGCAGUUCUGGGAGAAAUGGAAAAUAUCCAUGGUCACAUCACCAUUAAGGGCACAAUAGCCUAUGUCCCACAGCAGUCCUGGAUCCAGAAUGGCACCAUAAAAGACAAUAUCCUUUUUGGAGGAGAAUUGGAUGAAAAAAGAUACCAGCAAGUUCUGGAAGCCUGUGCCCUCCUCCCAGAUUUAGAAGUGCUGCCUGGAGGAGACCUGGCUGAAAUUGGAGAAAAGGGUAUAAAUCUCAGUGGGGGUCAGAAGCAGCGAAUCAGCCUGGCCAGAGCGACCUAUCAGAAUUCAGACAUCUAUAUUCUGGAUGACCCCCUGUCAGCUGUGGAUGCUCAUGUGGGGAAACAUAUUUUCAAUAAGGUCUUGGGUCCCAAUGGCCUAUUGAAAGGCAAGACUCGACUCUUGGUUACAAAUAGCAUUCACUUUCUUCCCCAAAUGGAUGAGAUUGUGGUUCUGGGGAAUGGCACCAUUUUGGAGAAAGGAUCCUACAGUGCUCUGCUGGCCAAGAAAGGAUUGUUUGCUAAGAACCUGAAGACAUUCAUUAAACAGACGGGUCCUGAAGGAGAGGCCACAGUCAACGAGGACAGUGAAACAGAAGAUGACUGUGGGCUGAUACCCAGUGUGGAGGAAAUCCCUGAGGAUGCAGCUUCCCUGACCAUGAAGAGAGAGAACAGCUUUCACCGCACACUUAGCCGCCGUUCUAGGUCCAGUAGCAGGCCCCUGAAGUCCCUCAGAGACUCUUUGAGAACUCAGAAUGUGAAUAUGCCAAAGAAGGAGGGAGAACUAGUAAAAGGACAAAAACUAAUUGAGAAGGAAUUCAUGCAAACCGGAAAGGUGAAGUUCUCCAUCUACCUGAAAUACCUUCAAGCAAUCGGAAGGUAUUCGAUAUUCUUCAUCAUCUUUGCCUACAUGAUCAAUUCUGCGGCUUUUAUUGGAUCCAACCUCUGGCUCAGUGCUUGGACCAGUGACUCUAAAGUCUUCAAUAGCACCAACUACCCAGCAUCUCAGAGGGACUUGAGAGUGGGUGUCUAUGGAGCUCUGGGAAUAACUCAAGGUUUCUUUGUGCUCAUAGCAAAUCUUUGGAGUGCCUAUGGUUGCAACCAUGCAUCAAAUAUCCUUCACAAGCAACUGCUAGACAAUAUUCUCCGAGCGCCCAUGAGUUUUUUUGACACAACACCCAUAGGUCGGAUUGUGAACAGGUUUGCUGGUGACAUUUCCACAGUGGACGACACACUCCCCAUGUCCUUACGCAGCUGGAUUUUGUGCUUCCUCGGGAUAAUCAGCACCAUAGUCAUGAUCUGCUUGGCCACGCCCACCUUCAUCAUCAUCGUCAUACCUCUGGGCAUCAUCUAUGUGCUUAUUCAGCUGUUCUACGUGGCUACUUCCCGCCAGCUGAGACGUCUAGACUCCGUCACCAGGUCCCCUAUCUACUCUCACUUCAGCGAGACUGUGUCAGGUUUGUCUGUCAUCCGUGCCUUUGGGCACCAGCAGCGAUUUCUGAAACACAACGAGGUGGCAGUUGGCAACAACCAGAAAUGCGUCUUUUCCUGGAUUGUCUCCAACAGGUGGCUUGCAAUUCGACUGGAGCUGGUUGGGAACCUGAUCGUCUUCUUCUCAUCCUUGAUGAUGGUUAUUUAUAGAGGAACCCUAAGUGGAGACAUCGUGGGCUUUGUUCUGUCCAACGCCCUUAAUAUCACACAGACCCUGAACUGGCUGGUGAGGAUGACAUCAGAAAUAGAGACCAACAUUGUGGCUGUUGAGCGAAUAAAUGAAUAUAUCAACGUGGAAAAUGAGGCAUCCUGGGUCAGUGAUAAGAAGCCCCCAGAAGGUUGGCCCAGCAAAGGGGAGAUCAAGUUUAACAACUACGAAGUGCGGUACCGGCCCGAGCUGGAGCUGGUACUAAGAGGGAUAACGUGUGACAUUAGGAGCACGGAGAAGGUCGGUGUGGUGGGCAGGACAGGAGCUGGGAAGUCAUCCCUGACAAACUGCCUCUUCAGAAUCCUUGAGGCUGCAGCUGGCCAGAUCACCAUCGAUGGGCUGGAUAUCGCUUCCAUCGGCCUCCAUGACCUCCGAGAGAAACUGACCAUCAUCCCCCAGGACCCUGUCCUGUUCUCUGGAAGCCUGAGGAUGAAUCUCGAUCCUUUCAACCACUACACAGAUGAGGAGAUUUGGAAGGCCUUAGAGCUAGCUCACCUCAAACCCUUCGUGUCCGGUCUGAAGCUCGGGUUGGGCCACGAGGUGACAGAGGCCGGCGACAACCUUAGCAUAGGGCAGAAGCAGCUGCUGUGCCUGGCCAGGGCACUCCUUCGAAAAUCCAAGAUCCUGAUCAUGGAUGAGGCCACCGCUGCGGUGGACCUGGAGACAGACCACCUCAUCCAGAUGACCAUCCAGAGCGAGUUCGCCCACUGCACGGUCCUCACCAUUGCCCACAGGCUGCACACGAUCAUAGAUAGCGACAGGGUGAUGGUCCUGGACAACGGGAAGAUUGUAGAGUUUGGCAGCCCUGAAGAACUGCUGCGACAUCCUGGCCCCUUUUAUUUUAUGGCCAAGGAAGCUGGCAUCGAACAUGGGGACAUUGCAAAAUUAUGACCAGGGCAGAGGACUCUACGGCCCAUUCCUGGCUUAAUUUUGUUAGCAUGUAAACCAUGCAGGCACAAGUGUGCAGACCCUGACUGAAGAAGCAGGGUCUCAAAAUGACGAGUGUCAUUAUCAGAAAGCCCUGUUGCGAGCCAAAUCGAAGACGAUCUUGCUGCCACCGGCCCAGAAAACUGUACUUCUCUGU